Messenger RNA from Trichoderma breve, 2472 nucleotides. RefSeq names its product cullin family domain-containing protein. The record is from RefSeq and is a predicted model, not a curated record. Bases 1 to 2472 code for a protein of 823 amino acids. Gene Ontology annotation, cellular component: Cul3-RING ubiquitin ligase complex. Gene Ontology annotation, molecular function: ubiquitin protein ligase binding. The transcript is spliced from 4 exons. NCBI's taxonomy places the organism in Eukaryota, Fungi, Ascomycota, Sordariomycetes, Hypocreales, Hypocreaceae. Gene Ontology annotation, biological process: protein ubiquitination; ubiquitin-dependent protein catabolic process.
AUGAUUUCAGGGCGAGGGGGAGCGGGGGCUCGAGGGCGCAUCCGCCCACCUCGUCGGAUUGUGCGUCCCAAUGGCCCUGGCGGCGAGGGAGCCGACUUCGAUGCAUGCUGGAACAUGAUUCAAGAAGCGUUGCGCGAUAUCCACAACAAGAGCUGCGGACGUCUCUCCUUCGAAGAGUUAUACCGAGCGGCUUAUAAGAUCGUGCUUAAGAAGAAGGGUGAAGUUCUGUACGACAAGAUUGAAGUCUUGGUCACUAAGAGCCUUAUCAACAUUGGCAUCGACAAUUCGUCAGCGGCCUCUGUCAACGAGCGGCGACAAACGGGCGAAAAGUUCCUCAAGGGCCUUCGAGAUACUUGGGAAGAUCACAACAUGUCCAUGAAUAUGACGGCAGAUAUCCUCAUGUACCUAGAUCGGGGCUACACGCAACAGGAGCCACGCCGAGUCCCCAUCUUUGCCACCACCAUUGCCCUAUUCCGAGACCAUAUAUUACGCUCAUGCCUUAACGCGAAUUCCGACAGCUUGAUUGUGGACAUUCUUAUUUCCGUCAUGCUAGAUCAGAUUGACAUGGAGAGACGUGGAGAUGUCAUUGAUCGAAAUCUUAUCCGUAGCUGCAGCCGGAUGCUGAGCUGCCUGUACGAAACUGAGGACGAAUCGGAGAGUAGUAAGCUCUAUCUUACCAUCUUUGAACCUCGAUUCCUCAGCAACAGCGAAACUUUCUACUCGAGAGAGUGCGACCGGCUACUACGAGAAUCUGAUGCUAGCACUUGGCUUCGGCACACUGAGACCAGGCUUUCGGAAGAAGAAGACCGCUGCGGCACCACUAUAGAACGCGAAACCCUUCCCAAGGUGUCGGACGUGGUGGACAAGAAGCUUAUUCUUGGUCACUUGGAUGACUUUCUUGCCAUGGAGGGCAGUGGCCUCAGGUGGAUGAUUGACAACGACAAGAUAGACGACCUCAGCAUUUUGUACAGACUCAUCUCGAGGGUGGAUGAUAAGAAGACGGCCCUUCGUGAAAUUUUACAAAAGAGAGUUGUCGAACUGGGACUGGAGAUUGAGAAUGUGUUGAAGAACACUGAUUUUUCGACAGGACAGGGUGAGGGCGAGGACGGAGGAGAUGGCGACAAGGCCAAAACGCUCAAUCCGGCCGCGCAACAAACAGCAGCAGCCAUCAGAUGGGUCGACGACGUGCUUCGGCUGAAAGAUAAGUUUGACUACAUGCUGGAAGCAUGCUUUCAAGAAGACCUGGUUCUCCAAACAGCUCUGACCAAGAGCUUUGCCGAUUUCAUCAACCUGUUUAAUCGAAGCUCGGAAUACGUCUCUCUCUUCAUCGACGACAGCCUGAAGAGAGGCAUAAGAGGCAAGACGGAAGCCGAGGUAGAUGCCAUCCUGGAGAAGGCAAUCGUGCUCAUUCGUUAUCUGUUGGAUAAGGAUCUCUUCCAGACAUACUACCAACGCCACCUGGCUCGUCGACUACUCCAUGGUAAAUCAGAAAGUCAUGAUGUGGAAAAGCAGAUCAUAUCACGGAUGAAGCAGGAAAUGGGACAGCAGUUUACAAGCAAAUUUGAAGGCAUGUUUAGAGAUCUCGUCACCUCGUCAGAGUUGACAUCGACGUACCGCGACCAUAUCCGCAAGCUGGACCCCGAAGGACACACCAUCGAUCUCAAUGUCAACGUCCUCACCACCAACUACUGGCCCCAAGAGGUCAUGGGCCGCUCUGCUCAGCUUGGAGAGACCCCAAGGAUGGGCUGCACCUACCCACCUGAAGUUAAACGACUGCAGGCUAGCUUUGAGCAGUUUUACCUGACAAAUCGCAACGGUCGAAAGCUCACAUGGAUUGGUACAACCGGCAGCGCGGAUAUCAAGUGCGUAUUUCCGGCUAUCGAGGGGAAAUCUGGCCCAUUGGCGCGGGAACGUCGUUAUGAAAUGAACGUUCCCACCUAUGGCAUGGUUGUCCUCAUGUUGUUCAACGAUCUAAGAGACGGAGAGAGCCUUAGCUUUGAAGAGAUUCAGGCCAAGACAAACAUGUCAACGUCAGAUCUGACGCGGGCACUCAUGGCAAUUGCCGUGGCGCCCAAGUCUCGAGUUCUGGCCAAAGACCCGCCAACAAAGAACAUAAAGCCUACCGACAGGUUUUCUUUCAAUGCUUCUUUCCAGAGCAAGACGAUCAGAAUCAAGGCACCUAUCAUCAACGCCGUCUCCAAGGUCGAAGAUAAGGAGGAGAGAAAGACGACGGAAGAAAAGAACAACCAAACCCGAGCUCACAUUGUCGACGCCGCAAUUGUGAGAAUUAUGAAGGCGCGAAAGGAACUCAAUCACUCUCAGCUGGUGAGCGAAGUCCUGUCGCAGCUGGUAGGCCGCUUCAAGCCCGAAGUCUCUCUGAUUAAGAGGCGGAUCGAGGAUCUCAUUGUGAGAGAAUAUCUGGAGCGGCCAGACGAAGACGGCGCACCGUCGAUGUAUCGCUACAUGGCGUGA